UCCGAUAGUUUUCAACAAUUGGGGAUUUAUCAUAUUAAAAUUUUCUCAAUCAUAAAAAAAACAUAUUUCGAACAUUGAUCAAACUCAACAUUAUUUAAAUGGUCUUGUUAAUAUGUUAAUGUCUGCUGAAAUGAUACAAUAUUCCUAAUGUCUUUUAAUCUCAUGGAAGUUGAUACAUAUUUUGAUCCUUUUAAUUUACUGAAAAUCUAACCACAUAAAUUGCAGCAAGGAAGUCUAGAGAUAAACAUCUCUCGUCACCUUCAAAUAUUCAAAUUUCAAAAAUAACGCAGCUUCAAGAAUAUUAUUUCCAUAUCCUAUCCCUUCUAUGCUGAAGUGAUAAGUGCUUUAAACUUAACUUAAAGUGUGUCAAUGUUUUGGUAUACAUGCUGUGGAAGACAUUUAUAUUCAUACUUUUUUACAAUACCAACCUUCUUUAGACUCAAUGUUUCCAAAUUUAGUUUUUGUUCACACUUGCUCUGGGUAAGUCAACACUAUCCAAAGUACGGAAAAUUAACGUAAGAUAAUUUUAGAAUUAUUAAAUGUCAUAUCUUCAUAGAAAUUGCAAUUCAUUGCUUGUCAUGUUAACAUACUCAUAUUACAAUGCACUAGCCAUACUUUAAUACACCAGUUAACACAAAUAACAUAUCAAUACAAUUAAGGGAACACAGGAACAAAAUAAGAAGAAGCAAGUUAAUGGAAGAAAUAUUUAAUGAAAGGUUAUAUUAUUUUUUGUUUUAACACCAACUUAUGUACAAAAACAAAUGCAUAACACAUGAAACUUAUAUUGUUAUGGAAUGUAUAUAAUGACUGUACAAGAAAAAUAGAGGCAAUGUGUCAUGGCUUUGGUAGGUAAAUGUUUGUACAGUGAAAUAGGGGUAACUAUUAUGAAGAUGGGCUUCUGUGCUACAUUUAACAGUGAUUGCAUUGUGAUAUAAUCUGACAGAUCAUAUAAAUAUUAAAUACCUCAUAUACAGUAUAAAAAUAUCUACAGUAUUCAAAAUAGAGUUUAAAACUUUAUGCUGGCAGCCUGAAUAUAAUUCUCUGUGUACUGUUUACAGCAUGUUAUAUAAAUAAUAAAAAUUAAUAUUAAAAUAUCUUCAUAGAUUAGAUCUUAUAGUUAAAUUAUUCAUAGGUACCAGUUCAAAAAUACUGGUUUCAUUUACAGAGUAAUCCUUUUACAGUCAUACACUAUAAACUAUGUGUAAAUCAUAUGGGGCUCAUCAUUCACUUCGUACAUUUGUUCACAUUUCACAAGCAACCUGAGAACGGGAUUAAUGUUAUAUGGAAACAGAUUUUUAGAGACUAACCUGUCUAUGGCAAGUCUUAAUCUAAUUAAUACAGACAUAGUAUCAUCCAACUCUCUUCCACAACAAGCAACAAAUUCAGCCCAAUUUCUGCGCACAAAUUUCAAGAGACGAAGCAGGUACAGUAAGAAACAGGUUUCAUUUGAAACCAACAGAUCCAAUAACACAUCUGGAUCAUGUGACACAGCCUGAAGAAACUGAACAAAAGUCAUUGCAGGACUCAAAGUGCGGCGCAAGUCAAGCUGAGCAGUAUUGCGGUAAAAAAGUCCAACAGCCACAUCCAAACAACACACCAUCCCUUCAAUCAGGGCAUCGUCCUGAUCAGCAAAAAUCUGCACAACCCACUGAGCCAAAGGCAUCUCAGGAUGAUAGGGGAGAAGAGUCUUGACACAGUUAUCUAACUGUCGCAACACUUCGUGAAUACUGCGUUCAAUGACAGCCAUAUCAGCAUCAACAUCAUCUGCUUCAGAUCCCAAAGAACUGUCACUAGAGCUGUCACAUCUAGUCUCUUUAACAGUCACAGCAACACUUUUUAAUACCAACAAAGCCAUUUUCUGUAGAAGUGGUCGAUCGCCGUCUCCAGCACCACCUCCAAAUCGUCCACUACCUCCUCUAUACGGCAACAUAUCCAACAAAUGCCAGUCUUUCACACUUCGCACAACCAAAUGAGCUAGAGCACAAGGCUCUUCUGCAAGGAUAUCUUGCAGGGCAAGAGUACUGCCAUAACACAAAACUUCAUUAAACAGGCCCAACAAAUGUUUCCAAAUGCCAGGAGGAACUGAUGAAUUGUUAAGUAAUACUACAAAGCUGUCGAGGUCAGCAUAGAAAGGUUUUGUAUCAAUAACAGAAAGAUUUGCUUUAACAGAGAUGAUGGCCUCCCAUAAUCCUAAAAAUGUCACUAUUGUUGACUCAUACUCAUUCAAAUACGAGGCAAUCAAACCAUCAAAUUUCUUAACUAUGGCAGGCCACUUGGCUUCGAGAGCUCGAAUACACAGACAUUUCACUUGACUUGUAUCAAGGCUUUCAGGAUCAGAUAAAUUCACAACCGCACAACUAGAAGGUGGUCUAUUGUCAGUAUUAUCUUCAAGAGGAUGGGUGUCCAAAUCUUUCCAUUCUAUAACAUGUUUUAUAACUUCAAGUGAGAACGAUAUCUUUUGAGGCUGUGUUGUAAUGAGAGCAUUUUCUGUCAAACUUUCUAACCACGUUGGAUUAACAUGAGAUUUUGUAACUAUUAAAAAGGCAGACAGAGCUCUACUUGCAGCAAAACAUAUAAAAGGAUCACUAUGAGAUGAAAAUUCAAUGAGUUGUUCAAUAAGACCACACUCAUUCCUGACCACAAAAUCACAAAUUUCACAUAUUCUAGUACACAUUGCACCUUUCACAUUCUGUUUGAUGGCAACUUCACAUAACAACUGUAGAGUACUAACAAAGCACAAAAUCCGAUCUCGACUCCAGUCUACCAGUGGAAUACAAAACUCUCCUUGAUUUUCUGAAACAAUUUUAACUCCUUGAAAUGGCUUCCGCAAACAUGUUUCUGUCAGAGGACACAGACACUGAUUCAAAAUAUGCUGUUGAAUUAUAAGAAGUUCCUGGUCAAUUGCAGUGUCAUCAACUUCAGUUCCAUUCACUCCCAUAUCAUCUUCAUCCACACCCUGCAUUGGUGUAUCUAUGCCAUGUCCUUUUCCUUCAUCUCCACCUCCACCUUCAACUUUCUGCUUUUUCUUUACUGGCUCAUCCAUUGUGGGUACCGAAGGUACAGUUCUACUCCUUUUAAGUACCAUGAAACUUACUUUGAAAGAAUGGGCAUCAGGUAAUAAUGCGUCAUGUUAUGUUCCUUGCUGAUAGAAGAAACAAUGUCUGAAGGCAAGACAUAAGUCUCAACCAAGUUUGUGGAUGUCCCAUGGAAUAUAAGUAAAUAGCGACUUAAUGAAAAUAAAUCGUUUUAAUAUGCGGAAAUCUAUGGCCAUAGGCCUACUUCGGAUCAGAGAGUUAGAAACACAGGGCGGGCAAAAUAAGCGAUGUUGUUUGAAGAUAAUACUAUAAUUUUACUUCUUUCGAGUAAAUGUGAUGCACUAAUUACACUGUACGAUGUAUAAUCUUCGAAGAUAAAUGAUCUAAAUACGUUUUGUUUGAAUUAUGUCAACAAAACAUCCACUUAACAAAACUUUCCCAUACAUCUACACCAAUCCACCAUAAUGAACAAUAUGACGCUGUUGUCAAGAUAAAAGUGUUUUUCAUUCGAUUUCAGAAUUUGAUUCUUAAAGCAACAAAAAAUGUACUUCUACAGUUCAUAUUUUGUUACAUUAUUUUCGAGUGUGGAGUGAAAUGCCGCUUCUUUAUUAUUCAUAUAUUAUUUUUAAAACUGGGUACGAUAAUUUUGAUUUGGUAGUGAAUUUUAGUAUCCGGGUUGCAUUCUUCGUCAGUGUUGCCAAACAAGAAAGCUACUAGUAAUGAGAGCAAUUAAGUACAUUAAAGCUUUGAAUUUCCCAGGACUUCCUUUCCUUUCUGUGGUAUAUUUUCAGUGGAUUUCUUAAGCAAUGAGAAGUUAACUCACUGGCACUGGCAAUAAACGUUUUCUACCCGCGUACACACUACAUCACCUUCAACUGGAUGAAAUGUGGAAAUUCAUUCAUGAAGUAUUGUUGACACUUGCCCGAUUUGGCAAUAUUGUUUACAGAUCUCUCACUCCCAGCAUUCCUCUCGCGGCUAGGUGUGGCAGCCAUAUUUUGGUGUGGAGAUUAAGGCCCUUUCAAAAUGAGUGAAUUGUAUCCUCCCACUAAUACCUGUGGACAUUCCUGCACUUAUUCUUAUUUGGCAAGUGGUGUCACAUGGCUAUUUGACAUGUAACGCCUCCAAAUGUCUGAGACAGGAGUAAAACCUGCCUCGCAGCAGGACUCAGGAGGAGCUGUUGCUCAAGGCCUGACAGGUGAGCAGCGAUUACGACAACUGGAGGCUCUGUUUCUGGGUGGCCCUAUCCAGGGACAAGGCCAAUGCUUCAGCAUAGAAACUCUCUUAGAUGUUUUGUUGGUGCUGUAUGAUGAGUGCUGCAAUUCUUCUUUACGAAGAGAAAAGACAGUCUCAGAUUUUAUUGAAUUUGUGAAACCAGUUGCAACUGCUGUGAAAGGCUUAAGAUUGACACGAGAUGAUUUUGAGAUAAUAAAAGUUAUUGGCCGAGGGGCCUUUGGUGAAGUGUGUGUAGUGAAGAUGAAAGGAUCAGGAAAAGUGUAUGCCAUGAAAAUACUCAAUAAAUGGGAAAUGUUAAAACGUGCUGAAACUGCAUGCUUUCAAGAAGAAAGAGAUGUUCUGGUUUAUGGAGAUCGAAGAUGGAUCACAAAUUUACAUUAUGCCUUCCAGGAUGAGUCAAAUUUGUAUUUGGUUAUGGAUUACUAUUGUGGAGGCGAUCUUUUAACCCUUCUAAGCAAAUUUGAAGAUCGUCUACCUGAAGAUAUGGCAAAAUUUUACAUUGCUGAAAUGGUGUUAGCCAUUGGUUCCAUUCAUGAUUUGCGUUAUGUUCAUCGAGAUAUUAAACCUGAUAAUGUUCUAUUAGAUGCCAAUGGACAUAUUCGCUUAGCAGAUUUUGGUUCUUGCCUCAAACUUUUUGAGGAUGGUACAGUACAAAGUAAUGUGGCUGUGGGAACUCCAGAUUACAUUUCUCCAGAAAUUCUUCAGGCAAUGGAAGAUGGCCAGGGUCGAUAUGGUCCUGAGUGUGAUUGGUGGUCACUAGGAGUGUGCAUGUAUGAAAUGCUAUAUGGGGAAACACCGUUCUAUGCUGAAUCUUUAGUUGAGACAUAUGGAAAAAUAAUGAACCAUAAGAAUUGUUUUGAUUUUCCCGGUGAUGCAGGUUAUGAUGUAUCCACUGAAGCCAAAGAUUUAAUGAAGAGACUAAUAUGCAGUUCAGAAUUUAGGUUAGGGCAAAAUGGAAUUGAAGACUUCAAGAACCAUGCUUGGUUUGUUGGAGUUGAUUGGAACAGGAUAAGGGAUAAUCUUGCACCUUACGUUCCUGAAGUCAGCAGUCCUACUGAUACAUCUAAUUUCGAUGUAGAUGAUACAGACAUUCGGACUUCUGAUGCUGUUCCGCCAACUAGCAAUGCAAUUUUUACUGCACUCCAUCUUCCUUUUGUAGGCUGUGUAUCAGAUUUAGGUUGCCUUCCUUUGCCAGAUACACCUACAUUAGUCAAUAAAACAGUUGUAGAGAAACAAAUUCAGCAAUUAGAAGAAGAAAAUUUGAGGCUUACAAAAAGUUUAAAUGAAGCCAAGAGUUUGACACUCUCUGGUGAAAUAACUGAUGACGCACGAAAAAAUUCUCCUACUGGUGAAGUUGCUAACGGUAUGCGAAAGCUUCAAGAUGAAAUAAAUAUUCUCACAAAAAAGAAUUGUGAAUUAGAAUCACAACUGAGAGGUCUUGAACAUCAACAGCCAUCAGACUUGAGGAAAGAAACAGUUCCUGCUGAUGGGGAAACAGGUCAGAAAAUCAAGGAAAUGGAGAAGCUUAUUAGAGUGCUGAAACAGGAACGUGAUGAAGCACAAAAGGAGAAUGUAGAUGCUCAGGAAAAAUUGCAACUUCAGGAAAAAGAACUCAAAGAUGCUUUGAGUCAAAGAAAGUUGGCUAUGGCUGAAUAUACAGAAGUUACAGACAGAUUAUCAGAACUAAGACAACAAAAACAGAAGCUUUCCAGACAAGUUCGGGACAAAGAAGAGGAACUAGAGGUUGCCAUGCAAAAAAUUGACAGUUUGCGACAUGAUAUUCGUAAAGCAGAGAAACUUCGAAGAGAAUUGGAAGCACGGGUAGAGGAAGCCAUUUCAGAGACCAGUAAGGAAAGGAAGUUGCGUGAACGGAGUGAAGAAUACUGUAAACAAAUGGAAGAAGAAACUGAAAAACUUAGGCAAAGAAAUCUAGUUGUUGGUGCUGAUGUGUCUUCAGCCAGUCAGUCACAUGCCACUCAGGAAAUUGUAAAGUUGAAAGCAGAGGCUGAGAAGCUGGAAAUGCAGUACAAAGAAAGUUUAGCACAACAACAGAGUAGGUAUAACUUAGAAAUUGCCAGCUUAAGAGAUCAACUUCAAGAGGCUGAAAGUCGGAGAGACACUUUAGAAAAAGAGGUACAAAUGAUUAAGGAGAAGUUGGAUGCUGCUAGAAGAGCAGAUCUUACUGACAAUGAAGAGAUCAUUUCUGAAAUGAAAAAACGGCACGAGCGAGAAAAAAUACUUCUCCUUGAAGAAAACAAAAAACUAAUGAUGGAUUUGGAUGCUCUCACAGAAAGCUUAACUCGAAUUCAGAGUGAACGACGCCAAUUAGCUGAUGAAUAUGAGGAAUUGCGCAAUAAAAAGGAUGCAAUUGCUCAGUGGGAAGCACAAAUAAGCGAGAUUAUACAAUGGGUCAGUGAUGAAAAGGACGCUCGUGGUUACUUGCAAGCUUUAGCCACAAAAAUGUCAGAAGAACUUGAAUUCCUGAAACAUUCUGGCGUAGCUAAUGCUCAGUCAUCAGAUAAAAAUUGGCGGAACAGACGUAGUCAGAAAUUAGAUAAGAUGGAAUUGCUGAACUUGCAAAGUAGUUUACAGUCAGAAAUCCAGGCUAAGCAGUCUAUUGGUGAAGAAUUAACAAAAACACGCUCUGACUUAAUAGCUGCUCAAAAAGAAUUACGUGACUUUCGGCAACGUUUUGAGGGUCUUUCUCACGACGUGAAAUGUAAAGACUUAGAAAUUAAAGAGCUCAAAUCUAGAUUGGAGUCAGGAGAAGGAUUUUUGGAGCGCCCCUCAUCCCAGAUGUCAUAUUUAGAUCACUUCCUCAAAGAAUCCUCUACCCGACAUGGUGGCUCUGUGGAAAGUGAAGAGGGUGAUGUAGAGGAUAACCGGGCCCCAUCUGUAGCUAGUAGUAAAUCAAAUAUAUCAGAAAUUAGCUUAGAUCCGAAUACGCAGCAUGGACUCGACCAUCAAAAACCACUUCUCAUGCCGCCCCCUCAUCUCCCACCAAAGCCAAAGUCUCACCAGUUUCUAGUUCGCACCUUUUCAUCACCAACUAAAUGUAGCCAUUGUACAUCUCUCAUGGUGGGUUUGACUCGCCAAGGUGUUGUUUGUGAAGUUUGUGGCUUUGCCUGCCACAUUGGCUGUUGCGAAAAGGUUCCUCCGAUUUGCCCUGUGCCAGCAGAUCAAACUAAAAGACCUUUGGGAAUUGAUCCUACAAGGGGAAUUGGAACAGCAUACGAAGGUUAUGUGAAAGUUCCUAAGACAGGUGGUGUUAAAAAGGGCUGGGUUCGCCAGUUUGUAGUAGUAUGCGACUUCAAACUCUUCUUGUAUGAUAUUUCACCUGACCGCAAUGCCUUGCCAUCAGUUCAUGUUUCACAAGUUCUUGAUAUGAGAGAUGAAGAGUUUGCUGUAAGUUCUGUUAGAGAUUCAGAUGUCAUCCAUGCUACAAAGAAAGACAUUCCUUGUAUAUUUAGGAUAACAACUUCUCUCAUGGAACCACCAGGGCUUAAAAAUCACACAUUAAUGCUUGCUGACACUGAAAGUGAAAAAACCAAGUGGGUUGUUGCAUUAAGUGAAUUACAUAGGAUAUUAAAAAGGAAUAACUUGCCAAAUAGAACAGUAUUUAGAGCUAAAGAAUUAUUGGACAAUACAUUAGCUUUAAUUAAAAAUGCUAUGUCUGGAGCCAUUAUUGAUCCUGAUCGCCUAGUCAUUGGAACAGAAGAAGGAUUGUUCUGCUUAGAUCUGGAUCGUACUGAAAUUGGACGUGUGGGAGAAGGCAAGAAAGUUUUUCAGUUGGAAUAUGUAAUUGAAGAGCAACUACUGGUGGUGCUAUCAGGCAAACAGAGACAUGUGCGAUUAAUCCCAGUAAGAGCACUUGAUGGGGAUGAAGUAGAAUGGAUUAAAGUUGCCGAAACGAAGGGUUGUAUUACAUUUGCUGCUGGUGCCAUGCGACGAACCCCUCAGUUGGCAUACUGCCUUUGUGUGGCUAUUAAACGUCAGAACACAUCUCAAGUAAUAAUUUACGAGGUGACUCGGACCAAGACUCGCCACAAAAGACUAAGGGAAUUGAUGCUGCCUACACAAGCACAAACUUUGAAUAUUUUUAGUGAUGGCAGAUUGUGUGUUGGGUAUCAGUCUGGAUUCAGCAUUUACAGCAUAAUGGGCGACCAACAUCCUCUGUCCUUGGUUCAUCCAGACAACCAGAUUCUGGGAUUUCUGUCUUACAGUGCAGUAGAGGCCAUGCGUGCAAUAGAACUCUCUAGAGGAGAGUUCUUGUUGGUGUUUCAAACACUUGGAAUGUAUGUCGAUGCUCAGGGACGUAAAUCCCGUGAAAGAGAAAUCAUGUACCCUGCCAUUCCCACUGCAGUUAGUUACUGUGAUGGUCAUUUACUAGUCUAUAGUGAUACCCAUGUGGAUGUUUUCAACUGCUCAACUGGGGAAUGGGUUCAGACAAUAAAUGUUAAAAAAGCAAAACCCUUGAACAACACAGGAACCCUUAGUAUAUGUGUUAUAAAUGAUAUGCCACAUAUAAUAUACCUUGGCAAUAUCCAUCAACAUGAACUCAUCAAUGUUACUCAAUAUGAUGCCUCAGGUAGACCAAUGCCACGUCCACGUCGAAGGUUCUCAUUAAGAGAGGGACAUCGUGCAGCAAGAACGACUGAUAGGAGGUCGAAGAUGAUAUCUGCUCCUACGAACUUCAAUCAUAUUAGUCAUAUGGGUCCUGGUGAUGGCAUUCAAAUUCAACGCCUUCUUGACUUACCAACAACUCUAGAAACAGCCGAUCAGCCAGUCGGAAGCCCUCAACAGCUGCAGGCCAGCCAACUACAGGGCAGUCAACAGCGGCUGUUUCAUCCAAGUAAAAUGGCCCAUCCCCCUCCACGCCAUCCCCCACACGCUGCUGAACAACGCCGCAUGUCUGGCCACAUGCCACGUCCGCCCCCAAGUUAUUCAGGACACAAUGGUACGAACGUACAGCCAGGGAAUUGGGAUUGGUUGGCGUCUCCUCGAGCCAGGCCCAGGAGGGGGACAUGUGAAGGAAGCUCCUCCUCUGUUGUAGGUUCCACAUCUCGUCGGCCCGCAGCACCUCCCAGGCCAGCAGUGACCCCACCUUCAUUACCCCGGUCCCCAGAAGGCCCUCCAGGAGACGCAGACUCCUCUGGCCUCCUCCAUCAUACCUCUCUGAGUCUGGGCAGUGUGCCGUCUCUGCAUGAAGUGUGCAAGGAUCAGGGGGUGAGCGGUGGCAGUCCACGCCAUUCUAUAGCUUCCAACAAUAGCAGCAAUCCUAGUACGCCUCCCAGCCCUGGGCAUGAUCAUGGCUCUUCAAGUUAUGACAGUUAGACAAUCUGGUAGUAAGUUAGGUCAGCAGUUGUUCUGUUGUGCAAAGGUCUGCUACAUUUGCAUUUAUCUUUGUUACCUGCUGAUGGUCUGGUUACUGAAAAAAGUUAUUGUAGAAUAGGGAAUCAUUCACAAGAUUGUGAAGACAAGUGUUUGUGAAGAAAACCUAGGUAGUUACAGCAUUGUAUUUCAUGCUUUUGUUUUUCUUGCUUUUCAUUCAUACAUACAGUGGGUUUGCAAUGGACUUAAUAUGCUUGCAACCUGCCAGUAGCCAACUGGAACUGCAGAGACACAAACAUCACCAUCACCAUUUGCUCCCCUCUGCGUGUUGGGUGAGUAAGUGCUUCCAUGGGCCUGCCCCAAGCCUUUGUGUAUUAAAUACCCAAAGCAUCAAGAUGGGAAGUGAUUGGUGGCAAUGUUUUGUAGUUGAGUCUUGAAAAUGUGUUGGUGGGAGAGGGAAAUCCAGGGAGAGUAUUAAAUGUAAACAAAUACAUGAAUAGGCACACACAGUCUAUUUGUGGUAGAAAGUCACAAAUUGUAUUUGUCUUGAUUUUACCCAAUUAACAUUUAGUCACAUAUACCCCAGUAUUUUAUUUUACCAUAGUAAUUUUAAGGACUUAAUGUUUCCUUUAAUCUAAUCAAUAUUUUAUGACCCCAUGUGGUGAAGUACUUAAACUAACUCUAAUUAACCACUGAGGUUUUGUACAUAGUUCAUCACAGGUCGAGUCUGGUGGAUUUCACUUGCUUGCUGUAUUCCUUAUAUUUAAUUAGUACAACAUAAAUAUAUGUAUAUGAAAGUAUACUUUUUUUAAUGAUACAGAAUGGUUGCCAAGCAAUAUCUUUAUUUAUAACAUUUGUAAAACUGUUUUAUACCAAUAACUUACAAUGUCUAAGUUUUCAGAUGACUUGAUUCUAGUGAUGUGAUAGGUGAUGAUAUAUUGUGCUGUGUGUUGUAAUAAUUAACCAGAUUGAGAUGUGGGUAGCAAGUUACACCCUACCUCAUGAGCACCUUGCAAGGAGCUAAGGUCCAUGGCAAACAAAAUUUAUGAACUUACUUCUGAGACUUUGUCUAAUUAGUUCAUAAUAUUGCAUUUCAUUUAUGGGGGUCCGGUAUCUUCGUUUACUUAUAUUUUACGUGACUACAGUCCUCUGUAUCAAUCAUCGUAGUUUCCUUUAUAUCCAUAUUUAUAAAGAAUAUUAACAUGACAGUGCUGAUUAGAAUAGUUGUCAUUACACAUUGUGUGUGACUAGGAAGUGGACACGUGUGUAGGAACCUGAGUUGUCUCGAAUAUUUAUUACAUAAUUUCGUACUGUGGAAAUUGUAUGUAUGUAUUGUUUUGUAAACUGAUAUCUUGAUUCGUAUGUUUCUGUAACAUACAUUUCAAGAUACUAGUAUUGCAAGAUCUGAUCUUCAGAUAUGUGUUUUUAAUUAUGUAUUUGUAAGGUAUCUUGUUUUCUUACGUGGUUGGUAAUGGAUUUUAUAUUCCAUGUUUUAGAUGUACUCUCAUCACAAACAAAUGGUCAGUGCGAAUUGUAGGGUAUUGUAUGACUUUGUUGAGUAUGUCCUGUGCGUGAUAAGCAAGAAGUACUCUUUUUUUAUAAAAGUCCUUUUUUGUUAACCUUGAAUAAUUAUUUAUUUCUGUUUUUAUUUGUAUUUAAUUUUUAAUUUAUCUUGUUAUACUUUGUGUGUGUUUUAUGAAUUCUGACAGGUGCAAUGACUGGAAAUUGCAAAAUGUUGACACCAGAUUUUGUACAGAAAUAAUAUUGUACAUUCGUUAUCUCUUUUUUACUUCUCUGCAAGCCUGUUUGAUGUUCAUGAGUCUUGUCUUGAAUCUCUGAAUACCUUCAGUGAGGAAAUAAAAUAUUUAAUUUCAUGAUU
Gryllus bimaculatus (two-spotted cricket) is the source of this 11478-nucleotide messenger RNA. The record is from the annotation of a GenBank genome assembly. NCBI's taxonomy places the organism in Eukaryota, Metazoa, Arthropoda, Insecta, Orthoptera, Gryllidae.